This is a messenger RNA of Paramuricea clavata, 1509 nucleotides long. The record is from the annotation of a GenBank genome assembly. Lineage: Eukaryota; Metazoa; Cnidaria; Anthozoa; Malacalcyonacea; Plexauridae.
AUGUCUUCUCAAACCAGUGGCUCAGGAGCUUCUUGGCAUCUUUUUUGUUCACUUCUCGAUGAUGGCGGGGAGCCAGAAAUUGUUGUAGUGUCUGAAAUUGAAGAGAAUCCUUCACAUCCUGAAGCAUCCAACCAUGAAAGUCAAGUUGAAGGUAUGCAUCCUAAUCCUGGUCAAUUCAUUCAAGCUAUUGUGACCGAUCGAGGCUUGAUUUCUGUUAUCCUCGACAAUAUUGUCAAAUUUGGCCCACAGUUGAAUAAAAGUCAAUAAGACUCCAAUAUAAAUAGGGCAGUUUCAAGCCCAAUACAAACUGUAAAUCCCGCACAAUUGGACGAUCAAACGGGUAUGUCAACUCUUUGUCGACAAGUGGUUUCGCAUUACAUUAUGAUUCAAUUUUUCAAAUGUAAAUAUCGCGGCGAGUAUUUAGCCCCCUUUAAAACAAAACCCACCAUUGUAAUCCUCACAAAAUAACCUUUCAAACGGGGGGUCAAGUGCUGUCGAACAUUAUACAAACCGAAACAAUCAUAUAUUUAUACUCACCGCUUCGCCAAACAUUCAAACGAUAAAAAGAGAAAAGUUGAAUAUCUUCUAAACUUUUGUCAUUUUCUGAAAGGCUAUAUGUGUAAAAUACUCUUUGUAUUCAAGCGCUUUAGUGUAGAAAGUUUCGUAUGAAUACGACAAGUAGAAAUAUUUAUUUUUAAUUUUUAAAGUAUCGGGUUUUACUUGCACGUGCUUGUAUUACGUAAUACUUGGCCAAUAAGGAGCUCCCUUUAGCCGGGAUGACGUCAAACUCACGUGUAUGGGUGCACUUUGACCUGUGGAAUCAAUUUCUGGCAUUUCCAGAGUCACGCGAUACAAGCGUAGCAUUGUUUUGACGAGUUUUCGUCGUAUUUCCGGUUGGGAUUUACCGGCAGACCUUACAGACAGAGUGAGUUGAAACAAUGCAAAAUUGACUUGUCUAAAACGAGUAAGGAAUAUCAAAAUAACUGUCAAAUCCAAUGAAACGUGUCGUCAACAGCUUUGCCUGGUUGUAUUGAUGAACCGGAGCACUGUAGCGGUAAUAAUAUAAUUUUGGAUACCACGUUGGCAACAAUAGAAUCUGAUAAGGCAAGCAUGUUUAGCAACCAUUCAUGCAAUAAUGAUUACCCCUCAAGUGACGAAGAAUGCACAAUUGACUGUUCAUGCAUUCAUCAUUAUGUCUCAAAUGACGAAGUUAGCACAAUUAGUGAGCACUCAAGUAUUCAUGAAUACAUUACAAUUGACAAGGCUAGUGUUGAUUUUACAGAUGUUAGUGUUAAUGUUAUAGAUAAUUCCUCAACCCCAACUUUUCAGAAACAGUUAAACCAAUAUGAGAGAAACAACAAAUUUCUUUCUCUGAAGGACUUCAUAAAAGCGUCAAAAUCGUACCAAAUAAAACGCAGUAUAAAAGAAAGAAAUUCCGUCGCAGGCAAAGUGCCCCAAGGCAUACAUAUAAUCUUCCUAAAGAAAGCUACACACGUACCAAAUCUGUAA